This is a messenger RNA of Linum tenue, 1947 nucleotides long. NCBI's taxonomy places the organism in Eukaryota, Viridiplantae, Streptophyta, Magnoliopsida, Malpighiales, Linaceae. The record is from the annotation of a GenBank genome assembly.
AUGUCUUGCCUCGCUCUCUCUCUGCAACCGGCCAAUGGAUCCGACAUUCUGAUCCAAACCAGAGAAUGGUUCCCUCCGGCGCGAGCCCUAGUCGCAACCUCCGCCUUCCGCCAGACUCGCCUGGCCUUCGCCGCCACUAAACACCCCGCUGCCAACCACCACAACCGCUCCUCCUCCGCCGAUGACUACGCCUCUUCUGUAUCGUCCGAUUCCCUCUCUUCCCUCGGCGACGACCCUCUCGCCGCCUCAAGCGGGCAGCUAAUUGUCGGCGUGGAGAGCCAGUAUCGCGUGGUUUACCGCCUCGUCAAUGGGAUCUACGUCCUCGGGAUCACGAUCGCCGACCACGACAACUCCGUCAACGUCUUCGAGUGCAUCCACAUCGUCAACCAAGCUGUAAGCGUAAUCGUCUCGGCCUGCCGCGGCGUCGACGUCACGCCGGAGAAGCUGAGCCGGAAGUACGCCGAGAUCUACAUGGCGCUGGACAUCGUCCUCCGAGGAGUGAGCAGCAUCCGGUUGGCGGCUAUGCUGGCUUCGAUGCACGGCGAGAGCAUCGCGAAAAUGGUCCAUUCUGCGCUGGACACGGAGAGCAAGAUUCGCGGUGGGGACAGCUGGCUUGCGGUGGAAGGUCACGCGAUUGAGCACGAGGGAAGCGUGGAAGCGUUCUCCAAUGCAAUAUUUGAGUUACCGCCGGAGACACUCGCUGCCGGAGAUGAAGUAGCGGCCAGCCUUGCCCCUGCGGUUGUGGAGCAAUUGGAGAAGAAGGAAGAGAAAGAGGAAGAGAAGGAUGUACCAAAAGAUCCUUUUGCCGCGAGUGAGGCGGUAAACAAACAGGAAGAUCUUGCUGGUGAGUUCAAGAAGGAUAAGAGCCAGGCUAGCGAUUUGACACUUGCUUUGGCUGGGCUGGAGGUUACUACAUUGCCACCUGCUGAAGCUACGCAAGCUACACGUAUUGCUGUGGAGGGGUUCGAAGGGGAUUAUGGUGGAAUUGAGUUCAGCAAUGAACAGACUUCCCUGGGAGAGACGUUUGAAGGGUUUAGUGAAGCUUGGGGUGGUGGAUUAGAUGCAUCAGAAUUUGUAGGCACAAAGAAAAUUCCAAAGCAGCAAGGUCUCGGUGGAUUGGAAUUGCUUCAAACAGGUGCUGAUCCUGCCGUGGCAGCAAAGGCUGCUGCAGCUGGAGGUGGAGAUACUCCUCUUGAGAAUCUCUUGGUCCAGAAAACCGAAAUGAAGGGACCCGAAAUGUACAUCGUUGAAGAAAUUAGUGCUGAAUUUAGAGAAUCACUGCUUGCUAGAGUUGGGUUGAUGGGUGUAGUUUAUUUGAAAACAUUACCAACCAAACAGGCUGGCGAAAAAGAAACAGAGUUUUCGUUCCGGGUUGACAACACAAAACCUGUCAAGCGGUUUGUUAUGCACAGUUCAAAGAUAAGUAGCCUUGGUAAUGGAAUGUUUCAUGUUAGGACUGCUGCCUCGGAUGAACCUAUACCGAUAUUGAAGUAUAGUUUGUUGCCUAAGUCGACUCCUUUGCCAUUGAGGGUUCGUCUAGUUCAACGUCAUAGUGGGACCCUUUUCUCUGUCAUGAUCCAGUAUGUCUCAAAUCCAGAUUUGCCUGCACCGUUGAAGGAUGUGACAUUUGUUUUGAAGUUGCCUGUUGAUCCAACUUUGUUGAAGGUUUCACCCAAAGCAGCAUUGAAUAGGUCUCAGAAAGAAUUGAAAUGGGUUUUGCCAGAGAUUCCACUUAAAGGUGCUCCUGGUAAAUUGAGGGUGAGGAUGCCUGUUGACUCGAGUGAAGGAGAAGGUGAUGAAGAGAUAGAGGCAGUUUGUUAUGUUAAGUUCUCCAUGGAAGGAACUACCUCAUUAUCAGAGAUUUCUUUGCGGCCUGCCUCAGAAGGGAAUACUGACUUCUCUGAGGUUAAUCACAGGUACCACAGUGGAGUUUAUAUGUGCAAUUGA